CAGCCGGCGAGGGCCGCGCGGAGGCCCCGGGAGGGCGCUGUUGGCGAGCCUGGAGCGCGCGGCGCCCUCGGGGGCAGCGGGGCGGGGGCCCAGGACGUCAUUCCGAGCGCCCGAAGGCACGAACGCGACUGCUCAUCUGCACUUUCGGCCCGAGCUCUCGGGCGGACUCGCAACAGCCGGGCGAGAGCUGAGGACGCAGGACUGAACGGACGCCGGCUCCAUCAGAGUGGCCCCGUGGUGCCGGAAGCCGACAGAGGCUUGGAUCUGGGCGGGCAGUUAUGGAGACAGAGGUCAACAUCUGUCCAGCUGUGCGAUGUCCUCGCAUGCAAGGCACCAGAUACAUUGGUUCCAGUUGAGUGGGCCGGGCCGUGGUGUCGGAAUCGCAGUCCACGCCCGGCCAGGGGCCCCCAGGUGGGAAUCUCGCCCGUGGCAGACGCGGGUCUGACAAAGCAGGGGCCCGGGCGACACUGCACGGCUCACAGGUCCUUGGACGUCUCCACGGCGCCCCAGGCUCCUCCCCAGUUCCCUCGCAAUGUCGCGCUCCUGAAGGUGUUGCCUACACCUGGCCUGAGUUCGUGGUUUUCACCACUGAGUUAAAUGAGGGGUCCUCAGCCCCAGCAGCUCACAAGGCAGCUGAUGAGUGUACACAGUGUAAAGCAGUGUGCGGCCGUCCACGCCGGCGACUGGCUCGGAGAGGCCUGCCCUGCAGGCACCCGGGAGUGGGGAGCUGCCGACCAGUGAUGAGCAGCCGUGUGCCGCUGGCAGAGAAAGCUCUGUCCGAAAGCUACGCCCGGCUGCGGUACCGGGACACGUCCUUGCUUAUCUGGCAGCAGCAGCAGCAGCAGCUGGAAUCGGGGCCCCCCGGGACCUACCUGAGCAGGAGCCGUAGCAUGUGGUACUCACAGUAUGGAAACGAGGCCAUCCUGGUGCGGGACAGACACAAGCUCGGAGUCUCUCGGGACACAGGCCGAUCCAAGUUCUGUACCAUCAUGUAGUUCUGUGGGAUACCCUGGGCCCGGGCGCGGAGCUGGGCGGAGAUCAGGCCAUGCUGCACUCAGCGAGUGGCCUUGUGGUCCCCAGGCCUUACUGGGAGAUUCUGGACAGUGAACAAGGAGACCCGCAUGUGCUUCCAGAAUCCAAGAAUGCUCGCAGGGGCUCCUGAGGCCUCUCCACAUACCACGUGAGUGGCGGACCUGGCUCCCGGGCUUGGCGGCAGCCCUGCCAGCACUGGGGACAAGGCCUGGGUGGGGACACAGCUAGAUGUGGCUCUUCUGUUUCCAAGAGGCCCAAGCAAGAGGGACAACCCUGGCUCCAGACCUUUUCAGAAUUUUCUAGGUCGUCUCCAGGAUUGCCUUCUUUCUGGUAAAGAACAGGACAGACCUAAAAAAGAUGAAGGAACCAGCGUCAGGUAUGGCCAAGCGUGGCGUGCGGGGCCAGGUGGGAGUAAGGGGCCAGUGGCAGCCUCGCAGCAGGGCCUUCGAUGAUGAAAAUAGGAAUUGUGUGCGAUGCACUGUAGUAGCUUCUAGAAGGUUCUACACCAGCUUCCACAUACUUGGGGGCGAGCAUGUGAGGGCAUCCAAAAAAACAGUACGGAAACCGAGAUGUAUUUUCAAGUUUCACAUCAGCUGCUUCCUAUGGGAUCUCACGGCCCCGUGCACAGAGGCGGCGGACAGUCAGCUCUGCGGCGGCCCCACGUGGACCGUUUGGCAUUUGCAGUGGACGUGCCUUCGGCUGUAGGGACCUCUGCGCGGUUCUGCAAAUGUGGGGAUGUCUUUUGUUAAAGCCGAUUUUUCUAAAUAAAUAAGCUUUGGGGGAUUCCUUC
This is a messenger RNA of Neogale vison (American mink), 1822 nucleotides long. It is a transcript of the gene BRD3OS, whose product is annotated as BRD3 opposite strand. Lineage: Eukaryota; Metazoa; Chordata; Mammalia; Carnivora; Mustelidae. The coding region runs from base 741 to 995 and encodes 84 amino acids. The record is from RefSeq and is a predicted model, not a curated record. The transcript is spliced from 2 exons.